CCUAUUCACACGUUUUUUGACACAUGCAGACAGACACACACGGCACAGAAUCAGUUUCACAUCCACCCAUACACACACACUUGCCUGAACAGGAUGGUCAAGAGAGAAUCACAUUCAUCUGAUCACCUCACUGGAGGUUCUCACAGAAGGAUAAUGACAACUAAACUGGCAACAGCCAUAGCUGCUUUCUUUCUCUUGGCCAGUAUAGCCGUCAUUAUAGCAAUAGCUACAGUUCAGGCAAAACACAGGACUUACCUCUCCCCUGGACUUAAGUACGGUAUUGUGUUGGAUGCCGGAUCCUCCAGAACUACUGUCUAUCUGUAUCAAUGGCCAGCCGAGAAAGAGAACAACACCGGGGUUGUGAACCAGACUGCAAAAUGUCCGGUUAAAGGUCCUGGUAUCUCAGAAGAUAAUGCCGAGGCCUGGAAGAACCUUAACGAGUGUAUGGAAAACAUAAAAGAGUUCAUCCCUCCACAUCAACAUAGCUCAACACCCAUCUUUCUUGGUGCAACUGCUGGAAUGAGACUGCUCCGCCAGAAGAGUGAAGAAGAGUCCAACGCUAUCCUGAUUAAAGUACGGAAUUAUCUUCGUUCUUUGCCAUUCGCUUUCCAUAAUGCUUCCAUCAUCUCAGGUCAGGAAGAGGGGCUGUAUGGGUGGAUAACUGUCAACUACCUGAUGGGAAAAUUCCUGGAGAAAAAUAUAUGGAAUGCUUGGGUUCAUCCUCAUGGAGCACAAACUGUGGGGUCCCUGGACCUGGGCGGAGCCUCCACUCAGAUUGCCUUCGUGGCUCCAUCUGAUGCCAAAGGACAGGAUCUAAUCAGCGUUUCACUCUAUGGCUAUGAAUACAAUGUUUACACACACAGCUUCCUGUGCUAUGGAAAAAAUGAGGCUGAAAAACAAGUUUUGGCAGAACUUGUAAAGCAGUCCUCUGAUUUGUUACGUAUAAAUCACCCCUGCUACCCUCUUGGCUACAACAUCACCAUGUCCAAGGAUGACAUCUUUGGCAGUGAGUGUACAAAGAAUGCUAUUCCAGCUGGCUAUUCCUCUGGGAAGACCUUCACUUUCUUUGGACAGAGUGAUCCAGCCAAGUGCAAAACUGUGGUCAGGAAGAUUUUUGACCUGAAGUCAUGUCAGAAGAAAGAGCACUGCUCAUUUAAUGGAGUAUACCAACCACCUGUUACAGGUGACUUCAUGGCCUACGCAGGAUUUUACUACACAGCUGAUAAUAUGAACGUGAAGGGUUCAAACAGUCUGGAGAAGUUUAAUGCUACCAUAUGGUCAUUCUGCUCUAUGAACUGGAAAGAACUCAAGAAAAACUACAACGUCUCAGAGAAACACUUGAGAUCAUAUUGUUUCUCUGCAAACUAUGUUCAUACAAUUCUCAGAGACGGAUACAAGUUUAAUACUGACAACUGGGAAAAUAUUAAUUUUCAAAAAGAGGUAAAUAAGACAAGUAUAGCCUGGUCCCUGGGCUACAUGCUGUUUCAGUCUAACAUGAUCCCUGCGGAGGCAAAGCUCCUGAAGCUACCCAUUUCCAACAGUGUGUUCACUGCUCUACUCUUCCUGUUCUCCGCUCUCAUCGUCAUCACCCUUAUGUUCCUCAUCAUCACACUGGUGCGGAUCUUUUACUGAUGUCUCUGAAAGCCCUACUCAGGAGCCUAGCUUUAGCCUUUGAGCUGCAACACUAGAAGCAAAAAGGCACAAUGAAAUGCAGGAAAACAUCUGUUUACCUUGCUGUCUGUGCCACUGGUUCAGCUAUUCAUGACAGGGCUCAGAAACGGGUUCACACCACAACAUUCACUGCCUGAAGUCUCGACAUCUCAACUAAAGAGAUGCACAAUAGCACGCGUAACCUCUGAUAUAUUAUUGCAGCUAAAUCAGGGAUUUGUCUUUAUUGCCGGAAUGCAAAAUAAAAUAUAGCUUUUAUGAAGGUCUGAUACUGGGAAAGAGGUUAGAGCGCUUUGCAAAAAUACAGUCAGAAGUGUUUGCUGUUUCUGCACAUGCUGACUGUGUUUAGAUUUUAUUUAUUCAGUGUGAAGUGAGUAGUUAAGGCACUUAAAAGGAAACAAAGUGAAGGUAUUUAAAUUGAAUAGGCUUCAAGAAACUAUGACCAUUGACACAUAUUUUAGAUCCCACAUGUCACAAACCAAGUCAUUUUUGACAACUGUUCAGUUUAAACAUGCUUCUACUUUGCUUCUAUAUGUGAAUCACUGUGUAAGACACAAAGUUGUGUGUGAUUGUGCUUGAUGCUUCACAAUGAUGACAGAUCUUAAGGCUCUAUUUAAAUCUAUUUAAAUUUUACUGGAAUAUCACUGUAAUAAGAGCUGAUAGCAAUUCUGUAGAAUCGUGACAGUAUGUCUACGAUUGUUCCACAUACACUUUAGAAGGAUCCGAGGCAGUUAAAAUAUUAAUACUAUUUAGAAAGUAAAGAAUUACUAUUUACUAAGUGAUUGUAUUUGCUAGUGCUACUACUAAAACUACUUGUCUGUGACCACUCCAUCUUUUUUUUUUUCAUUUUUCCAUUUAUUAUUUUGACAGGUUUACUUAACAUUGAUGUGUUUUCUAUAUUGAAUGUGUUCGAGUUGCAAAAGAAAGGCUCUAAUUUUUUUAUGCAGCAAUAUAACAAGACAAGUCAAAGACAUAAAUAGCAACUUGUAAAAAAUCUACAUGUAGCGUUUCAGAAUCUUCAGAGUAAUAUUGUUCUGUACAUAAAAUGCACUAAACAGGCCUUAUAGCAUAUACUCACCCCUAAACCUAAAAUAAUACUAUACCAUUAGAGGAAAAAGAGGAAACAAUCCUGACUUUCACCAACAUUAAUGAACGUUUGGAAACGCACAGGUUUGUACAGGUUAUUGGUUAAGCAGGCCUCUAAUUAAUUAAUUAAUUAAACAGUAAUGAAUAAUAUUGAAUGAGAAAGGAUAAAAUGAAGGAGAAUGAAUAACAUUAAAGGAGAAAGGUCCAUAGCUCCUGGUGGGAGAUUAUAUUGUUCAGGAUACUGGUUUCUCCUAUCACAAUUAAGAAACUAUAAUUAAAGCAUCCAACAUGUUUGUUUUGUGUUUUGAUGUUUGUCUCAUUGUCGUGCAUUGUGUGUCUUAAAUAGGUUUCAAUGCAUGUCAUGUUUUAGUGUACAUUUUAGUGAAAAGAUAAUAAACU
This is a messenger RNA of Neoarius graeffei (lesser salmon catfish), 3153 nucleotides long. It is a transcript of the gene entpd3, whose product is annotated as ectonucleoside triphosphate diphosphohydrolase 3. NCBI's taxonomy places the organism in Eukaryota, Metazoa, Chordata, Actinopteri, Siluriformes, Ariidae. Gene Ontology annotation, biological process: nucleoside diphosphate catabolic process. The coding region runs from base 94 to 1632 and encodes 512 amino acids. Gene Ontology annotation, cellular component: plasma membrane. Gene Ontology annotation, molecular function: UDP phosphatase activity; GDP phosphatase activity. The transcript is spliced from 10 exons. The record is from RefSeq and is a predicted model, not a curated record.